This is a messenger RNA of Anneissia japonica, 770 nucleotides long. RefSeq names its product FRAS1-related extracellular matrix protein 1-like. Bases 102 to 770 code for a protein of 222 amino acids. NCBI's taxonomy places the organism in Eukaryota, Metazoa, Echinodermata, Crinoidea, Comatulida, Comatulidae. The record is from RefSeq and is a predicted model, not a curated record. The transcript is spliced from 3 exons.
GACGGAGCAAAAACUAAAACAAGGCACUUGUGGCAAGUCUUAUUGGUCCAUUGUUGUUGUCGGGAAAGUGAGUUACUAUGGGAUGGUGAAGUAGUGUUUGGAUGUAUGGAAACAUAAUGGUGAACAAAAUGCCUAAACAAGUCACACUAUUUGCAUCAUUAUUGAUGAUGAAUAUUUUGCAGUUAGUGAGUGGAAACUUAGUAAGAAUCAACGAUGGUGUAUCAGUUUCUAUUGGUCGAACUGUAAAAUUGGAUAAGACAAUGCUUGCAUUUACAAGGACUAACAUGAUGGACACCUGUAAAGUUGAAGUAGUUAACAAUGAGCCAAUCACUCAAAGAGUUGGCCAAUUUCAACCACAGGUGUUUGAUUGUGAUUACUUUCCUGGUUCAUUGCGCUACACUCACUCAGGAUCUCCAUUCCUUUCUGAGGACCAAGUCAAGUUUCGUGUGUACCAUCUUACAACAACAUCAACAUUUCAAGAAACAUUUGUGGUGAAUAUCACAAUAAGAAAUGAUUCUUAUCAAAUCUUUCAACCUAAAAGUCAUUUAACAGUAUCAAAUUUUAAUGGCUUUUCCAAUUUAAUUGACUCAAGUGUAAUAGCUUUCAAUUAUUCCAAGUCGGUUGGGGCAUUUUGUAUGAUAAAUAUUCAAACUAUGACAAGUCAAUUACCUGCUUUUGGACAAUUGGUCAGCCAGCAGUCGGGAAAUACAAGAAGAAUUCGAACAUUGAGCGUUCCAUGUGAUGAUUUAUACACAUCUAGAUGUGUAUAA